UGAUAAUUCCUUUUCCCAAAAAUUGUUUUUCUCUGUUCUUAAAUCCCUUCCUGUGUUGAGUAGUGGUGAGACCAGGCCUAUUUUAGAUUUUUUUUUACAGGCUGAGCGCCUCGCUAAAUUGAAUCAGGUGUCAGCUGGCACCUUUAUGAAGGCUCUGCUUAGUAAGUGUACUGGCGUGUAUGUGUCUAGGUUAACAGAGGCUAUUGUACAGAAGAUAGAUUUCCAUACAUUUAAGAUGUCGGUACUUCGUGCUGUGUGUCCACCGCGUGUCAUGGACAAAUGUAAGCCCGAUUUGAUUUUCAGGUUUCAGCGUCCUAAUGAGUCAGUUACUCAAUAUAUUGAUGAGGUUGUCACCUAUGCCGAUGUUUUUGAGAUUGACAUCGCUGAGCCUGAGUUAGUACAGCUUAUUUUAGGCAACUUUGCACCUCAUUUGCUUACCCACUGUGGUAUUUUAGCUCCACAUACCACCUUUAAUGCCUUGCGUGCUUGGGGUAGUGAGGUAGAGGCCCGGUUAUUAGCGGUGUCUAAAUACGAAGCUGAGUUCUCGCCUCCCCCCAGGUCUGCGUCCAUGUCGCGUGUUCGUGAAAGGGGAUUUCACACCCUAGAGGCUACCUCAGACUUUCGUGGCUGUGACGCACACGAUGCUGACUCUAGUGUUUUACACACGUAUGGAGAUAAUAGUCUUCAGCAUUCUUCUUUUUCACCAUGCUUUCAUGACAGCUCAUGUGUGGGGUGUUCGCCACCACGUAGGUUCGACAUUAGCUCGCGACCGCGCUUUCCCGCGGGCGGCGCGAUUAGUGUAAUUCCUCCCGGUGGCUGUCAGUCCACCCUGCCUCCUAAGACUACGCAGCAGCGUGGGCGUUCGACUGGGGGCGCUGUUGUCAGUUCUGCGCAGCAAUUACAGGACGUUGUUGUGCAAAUUGUUGUGUGUUUGUACAUGUGACUGAGGACUGUGAUCAGGCACGCAUUGAUGUUAAUGCCCGUAGAUGUUUUUCUUGUAAGGGAUUGGGUAAUUACCGAAGUAAUUGUCCGGGAAAACGGCCAUUGACAGGACGGAAAAGAGGUCGUUACUGUCGGUUCUAUAAAAAAGCCUCUAGCUCUGUUUUUCUAAAUUUUUUGUCCGUGUGUAUUCACGAGCGUUCUUUUUCGGCCUUAGUUGAUACCGGUGCCACGUGCUCGGCUAUUACUGAGACAUUUCUUCAGAAUUUAAUUGAAACAUUUCCUAAGUUUUCUUUUCGUGUAUUUUCUGAAAACCAGAUUAAUAUUUGUGUGGCGAAUGGCGAGUGCCUUCGCGCAUUUAAGUUCGUGGAUAUUCAUUUCAAGACUAAGCAUUUUUCCUGGAAUUGGAAGUUUACUGUCGUGUGGGUCUUUCACCUAAUUUUAUUUUGCGUUUAGAUUUUUUGAGCAAGGCAAGCUGUGUCCGGGAUGUGGGCCAGCAUGAGCUCCGGUUUGACGUUGCUCCUUCUGUGAAAACUCCCUUAAGAUCGCAGCCUAGUAAUUCCGUUAUUUUUGAGUGUCGCGAUGCCGAUAGCAUUGCUCAAAGGCACGCUAUUGCCAACCUAGUUCACACUUUUUCUGAUGUCAUCACCUCUAAAUAAGGAAACUGUGACAUUUUGCCCUAUAAGUUCUACUUAAAGGAUAAAGUUCCCGUCCCCACUAAAUAUCUCAAGGUUUCUCCCCCAAACUUCAGGCCAUGCGUGACAUCGUAGUUAAGCUCUUAGCCUCUGGUGUAAUUUCUCAUUCUACAUCUGAUUUUUGCACUCCUACUUUUUUAGUGCAUAAAACAGAUUGUGCGAGCUGGUGUAUGGUACAUAACUACAUUCCUUUGAACCAUAAAAUUGCUAAGGACGAUGUUUAUCCGCUCCCCACUGUUGAGUGUGCCCUUUAAUAUCUAGGUAAGGCCAGACAUUUUUCGGUUAUUGACAUAAAUCAAAGUUUUUACCAGUGCCCUUUGGAUCCCAGUUGCUGUAAAUAUACCACAUUUCAACUCCUUUUAGCCAUUUUGAAUAUAAUCGUGUGACUAUGGGUUUUAGUUUGGGCAGUCAGGCUAUGAGCCGGAUCCUUGAUAAUGUCUUAUCUGAUCUCAAGUAUGAUUAUGUGUUUAAUUAUAUCGAUGACAUCAUUGCAUAUAGCAACACUUUAGAGGAUCACAUUAUUCACCUGACUGAAGUCCUUUAUCGUUUACGAGGGGCUAAUCUCACUUUUAACCCCCAUGAAAGUUACAUUAGGAAAAAGUCUGUUAAAUUAUUGUGUAAUGUUAUUUCACAGGGUACCUUCCUUAUGGAUCCUGACAAGAUUGCCCCUAUCAUCCAGUUUCCUAGGCAUGUAAAUUAAAAGGAGUCCAACAUUUUUUGGGUGUGUUAGGUUAUUUCUCCAGGUUCAUUAAUAAUUUUGCCUCUUUAUCUGCGCCUUUAAAUGUUUUACGUAAUAAGGAUUCAGUUUUUGAGUGGGGUCCCGAACAAGAGAAAUCUUUUCAGACGUUGAAGUCUUGUAUGGUUUGUUUCUUUUUUUGCAUGCAUUUUGGGGACUCCGGCAACCAGAUGGAUACACCGUUUGUGGAGAGACGACCUAAUUCAGGUCCUGACCGAGGAAGCUGUUCAGUUCGAGGAGGACGGUACCGUAGCUACCCUUCGUGGUUUGCUCGUCCAGCACAUGCGAGGUGCCUGGGAAUCAUCAGAAGAGAUAUUCUGGCGGAGAUCACGCAGCGUGACGGAGUGGCGAGUCGAGCGCCGGCAGGCCUGGUCUUGGCUCCCGCGGGGGUGGAACAGGUCUGGAACAGUCUUCCCUGGUGAGAGCAAUGGCCGCCUCUAUACUACGUCACACACGGUUGUUGAUACUGGAAGGUUUUUCACACUGGGCCACUUCUUUCUGCAGAGUAUCGCGGGUGGCCUGUCUCAAGGCGUCGCGAGGGCCGCGCUGAGAGAGGCGCGCACGCCAGUACACACAAGAAAGAGAAUUGACACAUCGGAGAUACAAGGUCGUCGACCCGGCGACAAUGCGCUGCUCCCAGGCGGAUCUGCAAGUACAAGCAGGGUCAGGGCGCUUGCGCCGGCUCGGCUCUGCACUGGCGGUCUGGACGCGCGCUCGUCGCUUCUUCGCUGCCGACUCCUCGGCAGCUCCUUCGAUGACUGCAGCAACUGGCGGAGAGAUGGAGGCUGGCGCGAGGCUGAAGCAGCCCUUCCUGAGCGGUCUGGCGGAGGGCGAGGCGCGCAGCUCCCGGCAAGAGCUCGUCUCGCAGCUCAGGCUCUGGCUGGACCGCCAGCCGCACCUGCCGCAGCUCACAGUCGCUACGACAAUGUGGAGAAGACGAAGCAAGCUAUUGAGUCUUACUGCACUUUGAAGACUUUGACUCCAGAGAUUUUCAGCAACAGAGACGUUCUUGGCAAAGAUAUUCAGGACAUGGUCGAUAUAUGCGAAAUAGUGAUGCUGCCUGCGGCGACCGCGGAAGGAUACCGUGUGCUGAUGUUCCGGUUCACCGACUACUCCGCCAGCAAGUACUUCCUGGUGCCGUCCUUAAAGGGAUUCUGCAUGAGCUGCGACUUCCACAUCUCCGAGAACGGCCUCUUGCCCGGGGUUGUGGCCGUGUUCGACAUGAAGGGCUUAUCCAUCUUCCAUAUUUUCAGAAUCCACCCCUUUAGCAUGGUGAAGAAGAUCCUGCACUAUCUCCAGGACUGCCUCCCAGUCAGAGUCAAAAGUAUCCACCUCAUCAAUGCAAUAUUUCUGGCGGGAAAAUUGCUGGCCCUUAUUAAGCCGUUUUUGAAGAAAGAGUUGGCAGAAAUGAUACAUGUCCACUCCUCGGUAGAAGGGUUACGUGAAUUCCUGCCGCUGGACAUUCUGCCGAGCGAGUAUGGCGGUCAGACAGAGUCCAUGACGCGACUUUAUGAUGAACAGAAAUACAAGUUUGAGACGGAGUACGGGGAGUGGUUCAGACAAGGAGAAGACGUGAGAUCCGACGAGUCAAAAAGGCUUAAGUAAUUUUGUGCGAUGUGUUUGUAAAGAUGGUGUAGAGUUAAUGUGUUAUAAAUUAUUUAUAUUUUUCAUGAAUAAUAUAACUUAUAAAAUCUCAUCGACCUCUAUAUAUAUAUAUAUAUAUAUAUAUAUAUAUCAGGAUGAAAGAAAUAUAUUAUAAGCAAACUGGAACAAGAGCUGUUACUUCACUGAAAUUAGUUUUCUGUUUUCCUGAAAAUUUUUAUUUUAAAAGUGAAGAAAAAUAAUUUUUUUUA
Messenger RNA from Bacillus rossius redtenbacheri, 4223 nucleotides. RefSeq names its product alpha-tocopherol transfer protein-like. The transcript has 9 exons. The coding region runs from base 2653 to 3975 and encodes 440 amino acids. Gene Ontology annotation, cellular component: membrane. NCBI's taxonomy places the organism in Eukaryota, Metazoa, Arthropoda, Insecta, Phasmatodea, Bacillidae. The record is from RefSeq and is a predicted model, not a curated record. Gene Ontology annotation, molecular function: DNA binding; phosphatidylinositol bisphosphate binding.